UCGUCAAUACAAGUAUUUUCGAUUUUGACAUUGCAUUGUAUUGUAAUAUUUUUUUCUAUGAAUAUAAGAAACAAGGAGAAAAUUGAAAAUAAAUAAUUCAAUAUUAUUAGUUGUAUACCAGACACCGACUCUUUUAUAUCGAAUAAUAUUAUUAUAAUACCUUUUAUCAUGGCUUCAACGAGUGCAGAUUCACAAUCCACAAUAGCUCAAAAGACAUGGGCAAUGGCAAACAAUAUAGAAACUGUUUCCAGUGUUGAUGAUAUUUACCGAUACGAUAAAAAACAGCAACAAGACAUCCUUGCGGCAAAACCAUGGGAGAAAGAUCCACAUUUCUUUAAAGACAUUAAAAUUUCUGCAUUAGCAUUGCUGAAAAUGGUAAUGCACGCUCGUUCUGGUGGAACUCUUGAAGUUAUGGGAUUAUUAUUAGGAAAGGUAGAUGCAAACACAAUGAUUGUAAUGGAUUCUUUCGCCUUGCCUGUAGAAGGGACUGAAACUCGAGUAAAUGCACAGGCCCAAGCUUAUGAAUAUAUGACGGCUUAUAUUGAGGCAGCAAAGCAGGUUGGUCGUCAUGAGAAUGCAAUUGGUUGGUACCACAGCCAUCCUGGUUAUGGUUGUUGGCUGUCCGGAAUUGAUGUCUCUACACAAAUGCUUAACCAGAACUUCCAAGAGCCAUUUGUGGCAAUUGUCAUAGAUCCAGUUAGAACCAUCUCGGCUGGAAAAGUUUGCCUGGGAGCUUUCAGAACAUAUCCUAAGGGUUACAAGCCAGCCAAUGAGGAACCUUCUGAAUACCAAACCAUACCUCUAAACAAGAUAGAAGACUUUGGUGUUCACUGCAAACAGUACUAUUCUCUUGAAGUCUCCUAUUUCAAGUCAUCAUUAGAUAGGAGGCUAUUGGAUUCACUAUGGAACAAAUAUUGGGUGAACACUCUGAGCAGCUCUAGUCUUAUUACAAAUGCUGAUUAUACCACUGGACAGAUUUUUGAUCUCUCUGAUAAGUUGGAACAAAGUGAGGUGUCAUUGGGCCGUGGCUGUUUCAUAGUUGCUGGUGCUGAUCCCCAUGAAAAACGUACAGAAGAUAAACUUGGCAAGGCUACCAAGGAUGCUUGCAAAACCACCAUAGAAGUGAUCCACGGUUUGAUGGCACAAAUGAUCAAGGAUAGGUUAUUUAAUAGUGUUAGUGGCAGACCAGCACCUGCUACACCCAUGAUCGAGUAAUUGCAUAUUUUCCUUAUAACUAAGUACGAGAAUGUCAUAAGAAAUUGUAAGCUAAUAGAUAUUUAAGUAACUC
Messenger RNA from Achroia grisella, 1288 nucleotides. RefSeq names its product COP9 signalosome complex subunit 5 (gene CSN5). Bases 169 to 1215 code for a protein of 348 amino acids. NCBI's taxonomy places the organism in Eukaryota, Metazoa, Arthropoda, Insecta, Lepidoptera, Pyralidae. The record is from RefSeq and is a predicted model, not a curated record. Gene Ontology annotation, biological process: protein deneddylation. The transcript is spliced from 6 exons. Gene Ontology annotation, cellular component: cytoplasm; COP9 signalosome. Gene Ontology annotation, molecular function: metallopeptidase activity; protein binding; deNEDDylase activity.